AUGGCCCUUGAGUAUUUGCUGUAUGAUGUUUUCAGGGACGGACCGGAGUUAAAUACACACCCAGCAGAUCGACGUGCACUCCGGGAUGCCGACAAUGCACUCGAAUUGCCACCUUCGGAGUUCCGGAAACUUUACCGGUUAAGUCCCGACGUGGCCAACGACGUAGUUGCACAGCUGGAUAAUAAUUUAAAAGGAUCCAGAAUAACUGCUUUAUCUAGUGAAAAACAGGUUCUGUCUGCUUUACGCUUUUACGCUACUGGUUGUUACCAACGCCCUGUAGGAGAGCAGUGGGGCAUUUCAAUGAGCCACUCGUCAGUAAGCCGUUGCGUACACCGGGUGACAGAUGCGAUCAACAGUAAUUUAUUUUUCACCAAAGUAAAGUUUCCAAUGACCCAGAUUGAACGCCAAGCUGCAAAAGAAAUAUUUGCGUUAGCACCUUCUUCAUUUGUUGGAGGCACUAUAGGGGCAAUCGAUUGCACCCAUGUGUCGAUUUUAGGUCCCAAAAGUCAUGAGGAGGCUUACGUGAACCAUCAUGGCUACCACUCAAUAAACGUUCAAAUGAUUUGUGAUCCCAAUUUGAAAAUUUUGAACGUGAAUGCCAGGUUUCCGGGGGCACGGCACGACUCAUAUAUUUGGAGCUCGUCUGCCAUAAGAAGAGUAAUGCAGCGAUCUUAUGAAAAUGGCAAUCACAUGUUUUUGAUCGGUGAUUCUGGAUACCCAUUGGAGCCGUGGCUUAUGACGCCAUUACCAAACCAACCAGAGGCGACACCUAAAUUUCGGUAUAAUGAGGCGCUCUGCAAGGCUCGCAAUCCAAUUGAGAGACUUUUUGGCGUUCUUAAAGGAACACGCAGCAAAGAGUGCUCCUUUAUGAUCCCAAAUUCGCUGGUAAAGUUGUUAACGCGUGCGCAGUGUUGCACAACAUGCGUUUGGGUGAGCAAACAUCUGAGCUCGACAGUGUUACUCCAACAACCUCAGCUGACAAUAAUCCUGUCAAUACAAAUACACCAUCUUCCGCGGCAAAAGGUGUUCAAGAACGACUAA
Rhagoletis zephyria (snowberry fruit fly) is the source of this 1041-nucleotide messenger RNA. RefSeq names its product putative nuclease HARBI1. The record is from RefSeq and is a predicted model, not a curated record. NCBI's taxonomy places the organism in Eukaryota, Metazoa, Arthropoda, Insecta, Diptera, Tephritidae.